UGCAUGUUACAUUUUCUGAAUAUGAAAAGGGUUAACGUGGAUGCAAAUCUAAUGUUCUGACUAUGACGUCCUUAACGUCCUCGAUAAUGCACUGCUGUGUGCUUACAAUGUAUAUCUAUGUCUUUUUGCUUUGUUGUACACACUGAGGUACGAAUCAAAGGGAUUGUGGCAUUGCACAGAUGCUGGCAAUUAGAUUGGAAGGUUAAUAUUUAAUUUAAUGGGGAAAUGUGUGUGUAAAAUGCUACAUUUUCACAGAUCAUGAAUCAUUUAGGUCAUCUUUUAAUCUGUUGACUUCUCUUCCAGCUAAACGGAAAUAGCUGCCAGCAGAGGAACAGGUAACCAAUAGAUGAUCAGCAAAAGGAGCUGGCUUAUUAAACACAAUCUUAAUAUACAUCGUUUUACAGUUUUUCAUAUCCAGUAAGUGUUUGGUUGCAGUUUUAUGUGAUAUGAAGUUUAGCUUGUAAAUGUCAACAAAUAUAACCUUUAAGUAUAUUGGAACCAAAUGCAGGCGUACUACAAUUGCGAACUUUGUGUACAACUGUGUCAGAUAUUUUAAAGCACGAUGUGCUAUUUAAAUGAUCAUCUAGGCAAAGAUAAAUUAGAAUAUGAAGAGAUGUAGAGUUUGUUCACUCUCUCCACAAUUUAUGUAAAUAAAAAAAGCGAAUUUUAAAAAUAUACUACUUUGCGAAUACCCAACGUAAAUUUAGCAGCACGUAUUUGAAUGACAAAAGUUAGACGUACAUUUUUGCGCCCACUUCCUCCUUUCUCCUUUCUCUUUCCAUUUCGAGUAAGUUGUAUCACCGUCAUGGAAUUCCUCUGAAUUACCGCUAUAUUCACUCCAGAGCGGGUGCUCCGUUCAGUCAGAAGAACAGCUCUCUUGAGAGUCAUUUUGGAGCACAAUGUCGGGCCUGUACCACACUAUCAGUCAGAUCACUGAUGAGCUCAGCACCGAUGAAUGCAAGCGGAUCUCUUACCUGUGCGGCGCCCUUGAUCUGGACACGUUCUCUACAGAUCCCAGAGGUAUGCUACAGUCUGUGCUGUGCCAGAUGAAUUACGUGUUUCUCAUGGAGCUCAUUCUGAAAAUAAAACGCUAUGAUCUGCUGAGAGAAGUGCUGAGCACCAACAAGAGCACGGUUGAGGGGCUGCUAAAAAAUGGCCAUUCUGUAUCAGAAUACAGAGUGCUGAUGGCUGAUGUUAGUGAGGACAUGGACACAGAAAACCUGAAGUCAUUGACAUUCUUACUCCGAGGCACUUUACCAAAACACAAAUUGGACAAUGUCCAGAGUUUUUUAGACGUUGUAGUGGAGUUGGAGAAACUCGACCAGCUCUCCAGUGAGAAGAUGGACUUGAUUAAACACUGCCUGAGGUCCAUCCAUAGGGCCGAUCUAGCUAAAAAGAUCAGUCACUACCAGCAGACAGUGCUAAUGACCAACCAAGGAUCUUCACCUCCAGACAGACUGAAGUUCUGCACAAUGCCACCGCCAAAUAGCUCAUUCAGUGUCUCAUCAGCUUCCUGUAAUGUCAGGCCAGUGUCCAAAUUCUGUGAUAAACCGACCACAGUGAAGAAGAAACUACUUGGCACUAGCUCUUAUUGUCAGCAGCAGGAGGAAGUGUACAGUAUGCAGAGUGAUCCCAGAGGAGUGUGUUUAAUCAUAGACUGUGUCGGCACUGAAGGAGAUGAGCUGGAGCAGACAUUUAAGGCCUUACACUUCCAUGUGAUCACGCACAAGCUGCUGAGUGUGAGAGACGUGCAGUCCACUCUGAGGGAAGUGGCUCAUCAGCAGGGUCACUACAGAGCGUCUGCUUUUGUCUGCUGCAUUAUCAGCCGAAGCCGCUCUUCAGAUCUGCUGGCCACUGACUCUCACGGUCCAGGACUGAGCCUGGACACUGUCAGACGCCUCUUCACCUCAGACUCCUGCCCGGGCCUGGCAGGCAAGCCUAAACUCUUCUUUAUCCAGAGCUAUGAUGUGUCCGAGCCUCAGAGGUGUGCUGGGUGUAUGGAGGGUGGAGAGCUGGAGACAGACGGGCCUGUGCUCUUAUGCUGCAAGAGGACUGUCCCGGUGGAUGCGGACAUCUUCUGGAGUCACUGCUGGACUCGAGGAAAACAGCUGGAGGUGCCAAACCAUCAGUCUGUGUACCUGAAAGCCUUGAGAUCCUCCUUAACUGAGGGACAGAAAAGGAGGACUCAUUUGGUGGACUUGCACAUGGCGGUGAAUCGUGCAGUAUAUGAACACAAUCACAAAUCUCCAGAAUCCUCUUACUUUUUAAAUCUCAGGCACACUCUCAGGAAGACAGUCUAUUUGUCUUGAUUCUGUCAUGAACCCUUACGUUUAAGUGAAGGUAGAUGAUUAUUCAAGAACAUUUGAUGUUUGAGUAGAUGAUCAUCAUAAUGAUGUAUCUAUGAAUUGUAUCAAUUAUGAUUUGCAAAGUUUCAGUAAAUAAAUCUCAGGUUUUGUUAUUGUAGUUUCCUAUAUUGUCCACAUGUUGGCAGUGUGGUCCAGUGUUGGCAGUGAACUUCACCACCACGUGUUAAACUUGCUUUUAAAACAUCGGAACUGAUUGCCCUCAAUAAAACCAAAAUUGGUAAAAGAAAGUUUGAACAAAAGUCCCAAACACUAUUAAACUAUUCGAAUACUGAUAGCUUCAGACAUCCAGUGUCUACAGUCACAGGAAACUGUAUCACGCAUCAAAAUUACAUUAUAACCUAAAGGGAGACCUGGGACUUCAUCUAUGGAGAUGCAAGUUUUAACAAUGUUUAUCAUUCUAUUCUGUUUAACAUUAUAUUUUAUAUGUGUGUUUUUUCUCAUAAUGUGUGCUUAUGUUUGUCAUUCAAUGAAAUUGGUGCUAUUUGUAUACAUCUUGAACACGUGUAAACAUUUGACAAAGCAAUGAAUAACUACCAAACGUUACCAAAGUGAUAUAAAAAAAAUCUUGUAACUUUAUUUGACUUUUUUUUGUGCUUCCAACUUCUCCUUGCUAUACUAGCAAAGAUGUGCAUUUUAAAAGAAACAAAAAAAGAAGUCAACCCUGUUACU
Sinocyclocheilus rhinocerous is the source of this 3035-nucleotide messenger RNA. Its product is annotated as CASP8 and FADD-like apoptosis regulator. Bases 900 to 2309 code for a protein of 469 amino acids. Lineage: Eukaryota; Metazoa; Chordata; Actinopteri; Cypriniformes; Cyprinidae. Gene Ontology annotation, molecular function: protein binding; cysteine-type endopeptidase activity. Gene Ontology annotation, biological process: regulation of apoptotic process; proteolysis. The record is from RefSeq and is a predicted model, not a curated record. The transcript is spliced from 10 exons.